Messenger RNA from Closterium sp. Yama58-4, 792 nucleotides. Lineage: Eukaryota; Viridiplantae; Streptophyta; Zygnematophyceae; Desmidiales; Closteriaceae. The record is from the annotation of a GenBank genome assembly.
AUGGAUGAGGAGCCGUUGGCUUGGAAUUGCCCUCGAGGGAUGUCGCCAAGCUUAACGGGCGAAGGAUUGAAGCGUGGAACUCGCGUUGGCGAAGGAGCGUUUCGCGAAGUCGCAGCGUAUCUUCUGGACCACCCGCUUCGUGAAGGCGAUGCUGAGGUUUCAAUCUUGGGCUGCCUGUCGUCGGCUGAGCUCGGUAUAAGGAAGAUUGGAUCGUUGCAGCACUUUGUCCCCGCUAUAAGCAAUUGCGAGGACAUGGGCCCGGCUCGGUUCGCUGCUUCUGAGGUUCAUAAAAUCGCGAUUCUGGAUAUGCGGCUGGCGAACGCGGAUCGGAACGGCGCCAACAUCCUGGUGAAAAGCGACGGCGCAGAUCUGAAGCUGAUUCCGAUCGACCACGGAUACUGCCUUCCGGAAACGCUGGAAGACUGUACAUUUGAAUGGUUGUACUGGCCUCAAGCGAAGCAGCCUCUAAGCGAGGAAGUCAGGGAAUAUAUCGCGAGACUUGAUGCCGAAGCUGAUCUGUCGCUGCUGCAGGCGAAUGGAUGGGCCGUGAAAUACGCGUGCUCGCGCGUGUUUCGCGCGGCGACGCUCCUGCUCAAGAAAGGUUCGGCUGCAAAUCGAACUGUUUUCGAGAUUGGCUCACUGAUGGUUCGCCACGAUCCCGAGGUUCCAUCCGCGUUAGAAGACAUGCUGGCACGUGCGGAAGAGAAGGCGUUGAGUGGAGAAGCAGGAGGUGAUCUUAUGAAGUGUCUGGGUGAAAUUAUUGACCUCUACUGGGAAUCUAGGGCCAAAUAG